AUGGCGAGAUCGCCUCAAAAGCGAACCUGUCGCCUUUUAUUGAGUAGAAAAUGCGUAUACUUGCUUUCUGCAUUGUAUGGAAUAUCUCUACUGGUGUCGUUCCUCAUUCACCAUUCUCUCAAUAGUUUUACACUAGAUGUCUUCUUUGAUACCUAUCGCGACAAUGCUUCAAGCUCCUUUGAUCCUUAUGCUGAGACACUUGCCCUACUGUCACCUCCAGGUAUGAUCGGAGGGUAUCGAAAUCAGGCCAUUCGAUUGGUCUCUCUGGUGCGGUAUGCUCAACGGUACAACAUAACGCAAAUACUUCUCCCCACCUUGCUCUUCAGCACAACAUUCCACGGUCAAAGCAACAAACUUUUCAUGCCAAUACCAAUGGACGAAGUCUUCGAUAUUGAUCACUGGAACUCAUUUGGAUCGAAAAUACCAAUCCUUGUGCCCUAUGUUGAGAAUUCAGACUGUUGGACAAACCACUCCAGCGAUGCCCCGCUAUCAGAGCAAAUGAUUAAUUCUCUUGCAUCAGAAUACGAGGUGUCUGUUCGAAAAGCCGAUGACAACAAGUUCGCAUCUCCCAUGGCUGGAAUGUUGCAGGAAAGGUCUUCGUUCCUGUCUCGAGUUUUAGAUAUCAAUAGGGCUCUUGUAAACGGGGAUUUGAGGUUGGCGAAACCUCGAAAGUUGGACCUUACACCCCUUGUCUACAACUGUUCUCGUCCUCAUGUCUACGGUGGAGGUCGAGGUGCUGGAAGACUAUGGAAUGAUUAUACACAUAUGGCAAAGUACAAUCCAUUGAGCGACAACAAUACUGAACAAGCUAUUCAGAACUCCGAACUUAUCAAAUUAGUUUCUCAUCAGGCUUUGAGACCUUCUCCAAAGUGGAAGUCUAUUGCGAAUCAAUGCGUCCGCUACUUCCAAGGUGGUAGUAGCGACAGGAUUGCUCCAUAUGUUGCUUUGCACGCUCGGGUAGAGGUUACUAUGAUGAAUCACCGCUGUGGAAAGAGCAUGGAGAAAAACUUGACUCAAAUCUUUUCGAUGGUAGAUUCGACUGCUGCGGAAUACAACAAGAAGCACGAAAAUAAGAUUCGCGGCAUCUUUGUCGCAGUCUCCAGGGAUGGUAUGCUAGAGCAUACGACCAAUUCCGAGACAUCGCAAAUGGCAAAAGAGAACUGGGAAACGUUGGCGCACCGAAGCAUUCCCAUCCAAACGGAAGAUGACUUCAGCACUCAAAUACCGUACUUUGAAUGCGGAGAACUAUGGAUGGAUCAUUGGUAUGGCUCGCAAAAUGAGGUCUCGAAAGAUUACUAUGGCUCAUUGGUCCCAUCAGUGAUGAAUUUCCACCUCGCAACGGAAGCGACAUUUUUUGUGGGGGUUAUGGGAAGUAGUUGGAGCAUCGAUGUGUGGACAACACGAUAUUACCAAGGAAAGGGUGGCAUGAAUUUUCAGUACACACCCACUGGAAUCAAACCUGUUGGAAUCGACGGUCGUCCGCCUUCACACGACAAUUGCUGA
Messenger RNA from Cylindrotheca closterium, 1503 nucleotides. NCBI's taxonomy places the organism in Eukaryota, Bacillariophyta, Bacillariophyceae, Bacillariales, Bacillariaceae. The record is from the annotation of a GenBank genome assembly.